ACAAAGAAAGAAAAAAGAGUUGUAAAAAUAUCGAGAAAGUGAAAAAAAAAUAAUCAUAAAGUGAUAAUAAAAAAUUUGCCAACUCAUCCAACUGUACAAACGACGUCGUUCAAUGAGUUUCGUUCCUCCUAUUUAAUCUAAUCUUACGCGUUCUUAAUUUUCAAUCAAUUCGGUGUUCACAGUGUUCAACUUCAACUUCAAGAACAUCAAAUUCUUCUUUCACACUGUAACUGAAAUUAGGGUAUUGAAUUGAAAAUAUGCCUGCUGAGAAUUGGGAUGGAGAAGUGGAAGCAUUUGUUGAAGUUGAUCCAACAGGAAGGUUUGGUCGUUACAAUGAUUUACUAGGUUAUGGAGCUGUGAAAAAAGUUUACAGAGGUUUUGAUCAAGAAGAAGGAAUUGAAGUUGCGUGGAAUCAAGUUCGGCUUCGGAAUUUCAGCGAUGAUCCUGUUCUUAUCAAUCGUCUUCAUUCCGAGGUUGAAUUGCUCAGAAAUCUUAGUAAUAAGUACAUAAUUGUUUGUUAUAGUGUUUGGAAAGACGAUGAUCUCGGUAAUAUCAAUUUUAUUACCGAGGUUUGUACUUCGGGUAACCUUAGGGAUUAUAGGAAGAAACAUCGACAUGUUUCUAUUAAGGCGUUUAAGAAAUGGUCGAAACAAGUGCUUGAGGGAUUGGAAUAUCUUCAUACUCAUGACCCCUGCAUUAUUCAUAGAGAUCUCAAUUGCAGUAACAUCUUUGUUAAUGGAAACAUAGGCCAGGUGAAAAUUGGUGAUCUGGGAUUGGCUGCAAUAGUGGGGCGUAGUCAUGCAGCACAUUCAAUUUUAGGGACACCUGAGUAUAUGGCACCUGAGCUUUAUGAAGAAGAUUACACUGAGAUGGUGGACAUAUACUCUUUCGGAAUGUGUCUGCUUGAAAUGGUUACAACAGAGAUACCUUAUAGUGAAUGUGACAGUGUAGCCAAGAUAUACAAAAAGGUCACAAUGGGAAUUAAGCCUCAGGCCUUUAGCAAAGUCAGAGAUCCAGAAGUGAAGGCAUUCAUUGAGAAAUGCAUAGCACAGCCAAGGGCAAGACCUUCAGCCACUGAUCUUCUUAAGGAUCCUUUCUUUUUUGAACUCAACAAUGAUGAAGAUCAAUCAACACCUAUCACUUGAUUUCCUUCAUUCACUCGUAUACAUUUGCUGACCACCUUUUGUCCAACUAUAGUACUUUUUAAUUCCAACUACAUCAAUAUCCACAAUUGCUUUGUUAGUAUGUUCCAUUUCAAUUUCACUAUAUCAGUAAUGUACAUAACUUCAUCAAUGGACUGAAAGGCAAAUCCAUCCACUUGUUGAUUUGCCAAUCUUAGAACAUGCAAAACAAUAUAGAAGAAAAUUUUCCUUUGCAUAUCAUGGUAGUCAGAGAUUAAAUCGACUCAAAACUGUCCUAUUUAUGACAAGGUGAGACCCACAAAUUAAUGUUGUGGCAAAUAUGUAGUGGAAAGCACCAACUCUUGAGUUGAAUCUAUUGGCUGUCUUUAAUUAUUGACUA
This is a messenger RNA of Cicer arietinum (chickpea), 1521 nucleotides long. RefSeq names its product probable serine/threonine-protein kinase WNK11. NCBI's taxonomy places the organism in Eukaryota, Viridiplantae, Streptophyta, Magnoliopsida, Fabales, Fabaceae. Gene Ontology annotation, molecular function: ATP binding; protein kinase activity. The record is from RefSeq and is a predicted model, not a curated record. Gene Ontology annotation, biological process: protein phosphorylation.